GAUACUUAUGAUGCUGGUGGAAAAAGAACAUGUUAUUUUCCUGAUGAUGAUAAAUAUUCCUUAAAACAAAUGUUUGAAAAAGAAAGGAAGACAACUAUUGAUGAUCAAAAUUCUGAAUUUGCACGAUUAUUUGCAAAGCAAUCUAAGAACGAUGACGAUGAAUCCUUCUUGGUCGAAGCAGCCAAAAUAAAGCCACAGAUAAAACAAGAAUAUCGCAACAGAAGCCAAGCGAUACAUGAACACAUGAGAAGAUCUUCAGCUCUGAAGAAGUGUCAGUUCUGUUUAGACAGUUCCCAUAUGAAGAAACAUUUAAUUGUUUCCCUUGGAAAAACUGUGUACUUAUCAUUGCCCAGUUGCCAAUCGUUAGUUGAUUAUCAUUGCUACAUUGUUCCAAUGGAUCACGUUACUUCUGGUACAUUAUUAGACAAAGACGUUUGGUCUGAAAUUCAGACCUUUAAAAAACGCCUGACUAAAAUGUUUGACGAAAUGGAUAAAACUGUUAUAUUUAUGGAGACAAGUAUACAUCACAGAUGGCAUCCUCAUUGUUUUAUUGAAUGCAUUCCUGUAUCAAAAGAAGAUGGUGAUGUGGCUCCUAUGUACUUCAAGAAAGCCAUAAUGGAAUCUGAAACAGAAUGGUCACUUAACAAAAAAUUAAUUGAUCUUUACAAGAAAGAUCUUCUUCAUUCGGUACCGAAAGGUUUACCGUACUUCCAUGUUGAAUUUGGUACAAGCGGUGGGUUUGCACACAUCGUCGAAGAGGAGAAACUAUUUCCUCUGUAUUUUGGAAAAGAAGUCAUCGGUGGAAUAAAGGGCAUCGCACCGAUCAGGUGGAGGAAGCCACCUAAAGAAGAAUUCAAAAAACACUGGAAAAAAGUAUUACAAUUUGAAAAGCAGUGGGAAAGGGCUUGUUAUGACCAGUUUUGCUGAAAUGAAAUUUCAAAACGUACUGAAGUGCCAUCAAAAAAUGUACUAUUUUCCUUCAAAAUGUACUAGUUCUAUGAAUACUUUA
Molecule: messenger RNA, 1009 nt
Organism: Centruroides sculpturatus (bark scorpion)
Lineage: Eukaryota; Metazoa; Arthropoda; Arachnida; Scorpiones; Buthidae
Product: CWF19-like protein 2
Exons: 9
Coding region: 70-927 (285 amino acids)
Biological process (GO): mRNA splicing, via spliceosome
Cellular component (GO): post-mRNA release spliceosomal complex
Source: RefSeq, a predicted model, not a curated record